AUGCCUCUCCUGGCGAACUGCACUUCUCUCGUGGGCCCUUCGGUGAUCCCUGUAUGUGGGCCGCCUCCUUGCCUCUACCUGAUGAUCUUUCAGAUCCGGCCGCUGUCCUGGCCGCAGUGGGUGACCGUGCUCAAGAUGUCGCUGCCCGUCAUCCUGAUGGACGAGGCCCUGAAGUUCCUGGCCCGCAACUACAUCGAGCCGGGCUAUGACCUGGAGCUGGAGGAGGAGCAGGCCCGCAGGAGGCGCGGCCAGGAGGCGGGGCAGGGGGACCUGGCCGACAUGCUGCUCACCCCUGUCCGUCAGGCCCUCAGGGGCGUGUCCUGGUCCUUUGUGCUAGUCUCCGCCCCCUUGCUGAUCUGGAUCUACAGCCUGGACUCUGACAUCACCAACAUCUUCUGGACAUAGAAGAAGGAUGGGGGGAAA
Anguilla rostrata (American eel) is the source of this 423-nucleotide messenger RNA. Its product is annotated as sarcoplasmic/endoplasmic reticulum calcium ATPase 2. Lineage: Eukaryota; Metazoa; Chordata; Actinopteri; Anguilliformes; Anguillidae. The record is from RefSeq and is a predicted model, not a curated record. The transcript is spliced from 2 exons. Bases 1 to 405 code for a protein of 134 amino acids.